Messenger RNA from [Torrubiella] hemipterigena, 1569 nucleotides. NCBI's taxonomy places the organism in Eukaryota, Fungi, Ascomycota, Sordariomycetes, Hypocreales, Clavicipitaceae. The record is from the annotation of a GenBank genome assembly.
AUGGAUCUCCGACCCGCCCGUCCAGCGAGCCGUGAUGGCUUCGAGAUUGCUAUCAUCUGUGCCCUCCCCCUCGAAGCCGAUGCCGUCGAAGCCCUUUUCGACCAUUUUUGGGAUGACGACGGCAUUCCAUUCGACAAAGCUGCUGUUGAUCCGAACACCUAUUCUACUGGCACUAUUGGCCGCCACAACGUUGUGCUUGCAUGCUUACCAGGCAUGGGAAAAGUGAAUGCUGCGAUGGUAGCUAAUAACUGCCGCGUAAGCUUCCCUAACAUUAAGCUAGGCCUAGUGGUAGGCAUCGCUGGAGUUGUGCCAUUUGGCCCAGACGGCCAGGAGAUUAUUCUCGGCGAUGUGAUCAUUAGCGAUGCGAUUAUCCAAUAUGACUUUGGUCGACAGUUACCAGAGCGGUUUGCGCGCAAAGAUACGCUUUUAGAUUCAUUUGGGCGGCCGAAUACAGAGAUACGAACGUUUCUAGCCAGUCUGAAAAGACUUCGACGCCUCAAAUCUUUAGGCAGUGAUAUAGCCGAGCAUCUUGCUACACUUCGAAAAGAAUCUCAACUUGCCGCUACCUAUCCCGGCGUUGAGCAUGAUAAACUUUUUGAACCAAGAUAUCGCCAUCUUGGGGAUAAAGACACAUGUGACAAGGCGGGCUGUAAUGGCAAGCUGGUUCCGCGCCACCGUCUACAGGCAAGCCCUGACUCAUCGCCGACCCCGGCUAUCCAUUUUGGGUUGAUCGCAUGUGGUGACACGGUUAUGAAGUCGGGGGAGGAUCGAGAUGUAGUGGCGGUUGCUGAAAGUGUGAUCGCAUUUGAGAUGGAGGGAACAGGCGUGUGGGAUGUGCUGCCGUGUGUUGUAAUCAAAGGCGGCUGUGACUAUGCGGAUAACCACAAGAAUAAGAAGUGGCAGCGAUAUGCAGCAGCAACGGCGGCGGCAUGUAUGAAGGCAUUUUUGAAGACGUGGGUGCCAUCGGUAACAAAGCAGCCAUCAACCGAAACUAGCUGCCCGAUUGCAAAGCCCCGUACCUUCUUCGUGCCGUUCGCGAAUAAUGAAGACUUUGUUGGCCGUGACGAUAGCAUCCGACUCCUCAUGGACCUGACAUUGGCCGAGACAAAUACAAAACAACGCAUGGCAUUGUUUGGGAUGGGUGGUGUGGGAAAAACGCAAAUCUUGCUCAAGAUUACCUACCUGAUGAAGGAUCAAGAUCCGGAGCGAAAUAUCUUCUGGCUACCUGCGCACAGCAUGGUAGGCUUUGAGCAGGCAUGCGCAGGGUGUGUUGAGAAAUUAAAGCUUGCCAGACCCGAAAACGACGACCCUAAAGAAGUCCUUCGUCGAUACUUGAGCAGCGACGAUGCUGGCCAAUGGCUUCUCAUUUUGGACAAUGCAGACGAUGAAGAUAUUCUGCAGGGAUAUGACGAUACGACAGGCAUAUACGCAUACUUACCGCGCAGCCUGCAAGGCCAAAUUUUAAUUACAACGCGGUCGCGGAAAAUUGCGGUUGACUUCGCAAAGAAAAACAUCAUUCAAAUCACAGAGAUGGAAAACAAUGACGCAAAGAACUUGAUGCUUUCGUAA